AAAGCAACUUCAACCAUCAAAAAUCAUUUUGAAUGCAAAAAAUUGUUCUGUUUCAUCUUUCCAACUAUAACAACCCAAUUCUACAAUCCCUUAUCUUUGCUGAAGGUCAUUGUCGUUGUGCAUUAGAUUGGUCAAUUUCAUUCUGGGAAAAAGUCCUAUAAGUUAAAAAUUAUUAGUGCCUUUUUCGAAAUGAAUAAUUUAUUGACAAGAGUCGUUGCUAAACAGUUUGUAUUUAAAAACGUUAUAAGAUCUAUAAAAACCGCACAACCAAUAUGCGGCUCUUUUAAGGUGCAAGACGAUAAAGAUUUUACUGAAAAAGUUGAAAACAGUAAGGAACCUAUAAUCGUCGAUUUUUACGCAACGUGGUGUGGUCCUUGCAAAGCAUUAGAGCCUCGUCUUGAGAAUGUUAUCGCUCAGCGAAGAGGAGAUAUCCAGCUAGCCAAAGUUGACAUCGACGAUUUGGGUGAACUAGCUGCUAAAUAUGAGGUUAGUACAAUUCCAGCUUUGGUGGCUUUCCAGAAUGGAAAAGUUAAAGAACGUCUAGUGGGAUUGCAAGAUGAGGAUAAAUUGAAUUUGUGGAUUGAUAAUGUCUUAAAAAAAUAAUUUUAUCUUAGACCUAAAACAAACUACCACAAAUAAAUUAAUUUUGUUGUAUAAUGGAUUAUUUUAGUUAAGUGCUUCAGUUCAAUAAAUUCACAAAUGCACCAUUAGGGAGCUUUAUGGACAUGUAAUUACCUUCUAAAUGGUAGGUUUAGUUUAAUGAUAUGAAGCCUGUGUAGUAAGUUUUUGUAUUAAAUUGUAUUUAUAUUUAUUCUAUUAAAUUUGUUACUGUUGAAAGUAAAAUUUCUUGCUGGGUAAGCACUCCAUAUU
This is a messenger RNA of Cylas formicarius (sweet potato weevil), 870 nucleotides long. RefSeq names its product thioredoxin, mitochondrial-like. The coding region runs from base 190 to 603 and encodes 137 amino acids. Gene Ontology annotation, cellular component: cytoplasm. Lineage: Eukaryota; Metazoa; Arthropoda; Insecta; Coleoptera; Brentidae. The transcript is spliced from 3 exons. Gene Ontology annotation, molecular function: protein-disulfide reductase activity. The record is from RefSeq and is a predicted model, not a curated record.